This is a messenger RNA of Erinaceus europaeus (western European hedgehog), 922 nucleotides long. It is a transcript of the gene LDOC1, whose product is annotated as LDOC1 regulator of NFKB signaling. NCBI's taxonomy places the organism in Eukaryota, Metazoa, Chordata, Mammalia, Eulipotyphla, Erinaceidae. The record is from RefSeq and is a predicted model, not a curated record. The coding region runs from base 154 to 591 and encodes 145 amino acids. The transcript has a single exon.
CCACCGUUGCCGCCGCCGCCGCCACCGCCGCCACCGCCGCCACCGCCGCUGCCGCGGACACGCACUUCCUGCCGGGCGUCGGGGCACAGAGCAGCUUCCCGAGCCGAGCCCAGCCCGGAGGCCCAGCGUCGCCCUUGCACGGAGUCGUUCGCCAUGGUGGACGAGCUGGUGCUGCUGCUGCACGCGCUGCUGAUGCGGCACCGCGCGCUGAGCAUCGAGAACAGCCAGCUCAUGGAGCAGCUGCGGCUGCUGGUGUGCGAGAGGGCCAGCCUGCUGCGCCAGGUACGUCCGCCCAGCUGCCCGGUCCCCUUCCCCGAAAAGUUUAACGGCGAGAGUGCCCGGCUCCCCGAGUUUAUCGUGCAGACGACGUCCUACAUGCUCGUCAAUGAGAACCGGUUCUGCAAUGACGCCAUGAAGGUGGCUUUCCUCAUCAGCCUGCUCAGCGGGGAGGCCGAGGAGUGGGUGGUGCCCUACAUCGAGACGGAUAGCCCCAUCCUCAGCAACUACCGGGCCUUCCUUGAUGAGAUGAAGCAGUGCUUCGGCUGGGAUGACGAUGAGGAUGACACCGAUAACGAGGAAGAUGGCUACUAGGUCCGCAGACCCUCGGCCCCCAUGGGGAGGGCCCUGCUCGCCGCCACCCUUUCCUCCCCCGCCUUCUGCUCCCUGCCGGCCUUGCCCUGGCGGCCACCCUCUCCCGGCACCCGGACAGCCCUCUGCUUUCCCUAGGGCAGCCCUUUCUCUCGCCCAGGUCUCCCCUCCCCUCCCCUAGCCUGCCUGUAGUGCUUGUCUUUGUUCCAGAAAUAGUGAUCCAGUGACCUGCAACUGGGGCUCUGCUCUCCCUCUGUCAGAACCUCGCUGCUGCCCCUCCACCCCCCAUCCACCACAGUUCCAGGACCCUCCUCUGCUUACUAGGACUGUGUCC